CAACAUACAUUAUCUAACGGUAAUCUAAGAAUAGAUUUUAUUGUUGAUGCAUACGAUGCUAAAAUAAACAUUGAAAAAUAUUGUUGGAAAUAAAAUUUGACAUUGACAAACUAAACUUCCGUUGUCGAAACAAACAUCGAAACGCACACAAAAGGUAUAAAUAGACGACUAAUUGAUGUUCAUUUUGUCUAUUGUCGAUUAACAAUUGUGAUUACACGACCAUAUAAACGAAUUAUGUUUCGAACAAAAUUGCUGUUUAUCGUUUUGAAUCUAUUGGCCAUUGGCCAUUAUAGUGAACAACUUGAUUGUAUGAAUAAUGGCAACAAUGAUAAUGAAGAUGAAUGCAUGAAAAGGUAUAAAAUUUCAUCACAUAUCCAAACAAAUGACCAAUCAAAUCAAAAUAACAAUCAUAACAUGAUACGAAUGCGAAUCAGAAAGAAAUUGAAAAAUUAUGGCCAAUCAUUGAAUUAUAUCGACGUAAAUUAUUCGGAUCUAAACGUAAUGUCAAUCGAAAUUUUCAGACACAAGGAUGGUAAAUCAAGCUAUGAAUAUCAACAAUCAAUCAUCAUUUGAAA
Messenger RNA from Dermatophagoides farinae (American house dust mite), 575 nucleotides. NCBI's taxonomy places the organism in Eukaryota, Metazoa, Arthropoda, Arachnida, Sarcoptiformes, Pyroglyphidae. The record is from RefSeq and is a predicted model, not a curated record.